Molecule: messenger RNA, 1035 nt
Organism: Hippocampus comes (tiger tail seahorse)
Lineage: Eukaryota; Metazoa; Chordata; Actinopteri; Syngnathiformes; Syngnathidae
Product: growth arrest-specific protein 8-like
Exons: 4
Coding region: 445-1035 (196 amino acids)
Biological process (GO): cell motility
Cellular component (GO): Golgi apparatus; microtubule
Molecular function (GO): microtubule binding; small GTPase binding
Source: RefSeq, a predicted model, not a curated record
UUUUUUUUUUUUUUUUUACGCUUAAGAGCGCGAGUCGCCGCCCUUCCAACGUGAAAGCGUCGGUUUUAAAAUAAUUCAACGGUAUCAUUUUAAAAAAAACGCUAUAAAAGCAUCGACGGUGUUUUGAUCAAAUGUACACAUUUGCAUGUGUCGGUGGUGUGACAGAUGUGGACUGUAGUUGAAUGGAACGAUUAAAUGACGCCCUCUGCCGGCUACUUGCUCUCAUUACCGUUGAAUGUUUUCGGAUUAAAACAUCAACUCUUUUAUUUUUUUUUUAAAUGGAGCUAGUUUAGAAUAUAAUGUUGUCACGCGCAGCAAAGUGUAAGUUAAAUGCGUGAGCGGAUGGUUUGAGCAGUGGAAAAAAAAAAAAACAAUCGUCACCCACUGUCACGUGUUUUUGUUUGCGUUUGAAAUCAAGAUGGAGUCGAAGGCGACGCCGUUGCCAUGACAGCCGUCGCCCUUUUCCGGGCGACUACACGGUUGAAGUCGAUCAAGAGUUGCGCUUGCUGCUGCUGCUGCCGCCGCGUCGUCGCCGGCCCGGUUACGCGUCUUUCUUCUUCACGUUCCGCGAUGCCACCCGAAAGUGCAAAUGCGCCGCGGGGGGAGGAGAAGAAGAAAAAGAAGAAGAAGCAGCCCCCCAAGGGCAAAACGUCCGGGGCACCGGCGGACGUCCUUUCGACGGAAGACAUGUCCAAGCAGCAGCUGGAGGAGCACGUGACCCACCUGCGCGAGGAGCUGGAGCGCGAGCGCGAGGAGAGGAGCUUCUUCCAGCUGGAGCGAGACAAGAUCCGUAGCUCGUGGGAGGUGAGCCAGCGCCACCUGCGGGAGACCCGCGCGCAACUGGCCCACCGCGGCAGGGAGAAGGACGACGCCGAGCGACGCCACCGCGUCGAGAUUUCGGUGUACAGGCGGAAGCUGAAGGCCGUCCUGUCGGAGCAGCGGGCGGCGGCGGCGGACGAGAAGAACGACGGCGACGCGGCGGGCUGGCUGGCGCGUCGACGCCACGCCGACGCCGAGCUGCGUCUUGGAGUUUGA